AAGAUUUCUUUUUUGGCUUCAACCAGGUCCUAGCGGCCAAUGCUGCCGACUUAAACGCUGAAGUGCGGAGACGAUAAUUGAAAUCCCAUCCUUUUUUAAUUCAAAGAAAAUGGAUGCUCAUCAUGUAUAUUCCAUGAGCACAAGAUUAAUUUACAGCCUGCAGCAGAGACUCUGGGAGUAUGGAGGAGCGCUGGAGAUGGCAUCGCUCGUGGGGGAUCCCCGUUAUUCCUUCUUGGUCCUUCUUCCUCUCUCCUUCCUCUUCAGCUUGGGCACCGGUCUCAGAGUUCUCUGGGCUGCUGCCAUGGCUGAUUGGCUGAACUUGAUGCUGAAGUGGAUCUUGAAGGAUCAUCGCCCAUACUGGUGGGUUCCAGAAAUGGGUCCCGUGGAACUUCCCCGCCUGGAACAGUUCCCCCAAACCUGUGAAACAGGCCCUGGAUCUCCAUCAGGCCAUCUCAUGGUCACAGCUGCAACAGGAUACAUUGUCGUCGACAUCCUUUGCGCUCGCCUUCGGCUUCCACGCAUGUCAGGCUCGGUGUUCUACAUUAAAUUGCAGAAAAUGGUGUGGCUGUCAUUUGGCAUACUCCUGCUAGCCGUUGGGCUGAGUCGCGUCUACAUUGCCACUCACUUCCCUCAUCAAUGCUUUCUUGGUCUCAUUGCAGGCCUCUUGGUUGGGAAGGUAGUUAAUUCAGUGCACAUGGUUGGAUGGAGGAGCUACAUCUACUUGCUGGGGAGUGGACUGAUACUUCUGGCCUCCUUCUCCAUCUUCAUGCUCCAGGCAGACCCUCUCUGGUCUGAGGCCCUUGCCAUCAAAUGGUGCUCCCAGCGCGCCUGGGUCCAUCUGGAUACCACCCCCCUGUACACUGUGAUGCGCGAUGCUGGCACCCUUGCGGGCGCCGGCUUCGGCAUCAACACCCGUGCAUCCUUCUGGGGUCACUUGGCAACAGCUGUUUUUGGCAUCAUUACUGGCAGCCUCCUCAACCAGACGAUUGCAAUCAUUCCAAGUGCGAACAAGAUCGUCUUCUAUGCUGUUGGAUUCGUCCUCAAUGCACUUUAUGUCUAUGGAUUGGUCAAGUUUUGGCCAGGUCUAGGGGGAAUGCUGAUUGGUGGGAAAAAGAAAGCUCGAUGACAGAGAAUCAUCGUAAGAAUUCCCUAUUUAUUCUAGUCAUGAAUGAAAAACAAAUAUGCCAGAGAACGUUUAAAAUGCCAGCCCCUAUCUCAUCAGUCAAACUUGGGUGGACCAGUUACACUGGAAAUUUUACCUGUGUGUCACUGUACACUUUUCAAUGUUUUUCAUACUACCGGGAUGACUGUUCUCAGUGGUGACAUCUACAAAUUCUUUAUAUAUAUUAUGUGAAUUUUCUCAUAUCUCCUGAUGCAGUCAGUUAAGAGCAACAUUUUGAAUUUCAUUGAAUGCA
This is a messenger RNA of Darwinula stevensoni, 1415 nucleotides long. The record is from the annotation of a GenBank genome assembly. Lineage: Eukaryota; Metazoa; Arthropoda; Ostracoda; Podocopida; Darwinulidae.